CUCACGCAUGCGCUGGCGGGGCAGGGAGUUGGAGCGUGGGGUGGCGGCCGGCAGGAUGGGGCUAAGUGUGCGGGCCGUUUUCUUUGACCUGGACAACACGCUCAUCGAUACGGCGCAGGCGAGUAGAAAAGCCAUGUUGGAGGUGAUAAAGCUCUUACAAUCAAAAUACCAUUAUUACAAAGAAGAGGCUGAAAUCAUCUGUGACAAAGUUCAAGUUAAACUCAGCAAGGAAUGUUUUCAUCCUUCCAAUAUCUGCAUCACUGAUAUAAGGACUUCACAUUGGGAAGAAGCAAUCCAGGAAACAAAAGGUGGUACAGCUAAUAGGAAAUUAGCUGAAGAAUGUUAUUUCCUGUGGAAAUCUACACGUUUACAACAUAUGACAAUAGCAGAAGAUGUCAAAGCCAUGCUCACUGAACUUCGAAAAGAGGUCUACCUACUUCUGUUAACAAAUGGAGACAGACAGACACAGAGGGAGAAGAUCGAGGCUUGUGCCUGUCAGUCUUAUUUUGACGCUAUCGUUGUAGGUGGAGAACAGAAAGAAGAGAAACCAGCACCUUCCAUAUUUUAUUACUGCUGUAAUCUCCUUGGAGUACAGCCUGGGGACUGUGUGAUGGUUGGUGACACACUAGAAACUGAUAUACAAGGAGGCCUCAAUGCAAGGCUGAAAGCAACAGUCUGGGUAAAUAAAAAUGGAGUAGUACCACAAAAGUCAUCUCCCAUGCCACAUUAUAUAGUUUCUUCUGUGCUAGAGUUACCUGCUAUUUUACAAAGUAUAGACUGCAAAGUCAGUAUGUCAGCUUCAAGCACAUAAAAGGGCAUGAUUAUGUAUUUUACAGCAUUCAAACUAAAAAAAUUUAAGACAUUCUAUAUACUAUGACCCAGUUCCAAGAAUAAUUUUACUUAUGAUUUAAUAGCCAACCAACCAUUUAAUGGUAUUUACAUCUGGUGUUCAGAAUACAAGUUAGUUUUAGUAGUGUGAUCAAGAAAACUUGAAGAAAUAUGUUAUUCUGUGACUUGAGGUUUUUUUAAAAAUUACUUUAUUAAUUUUUUAGCAUCUGGGAUCCAAGAUACCAAAUGGGAUAGCUUAUACAUGGAUGCACAAAUACAGGUUUUAUGUUCUGGCUUAAAAAUACACAUUGUAAAUCAUAUAUAAUAGAGAUUUAUCAGAACAACUAGAUCUAGUUAAUAUAAAGUAAAUAUCAAAUCACAUGCAAAUCAAAGGCAUUUCAAAAUGAGAUUAUUUUAUGUAUUUUUAAAAAAUACAGUCCCAUUCAUUUAUUUUAGCUUUUACUUCCAUUGCCUUUGGAGUCAAAUUCAUAAAAUGCUCUUUGAACCGAAGGUCCAUAACUUUA
Molecule: messenger RNA, 1352 nt
Organism: Rhinolophus ferrumequinum (greater horseshoe bat)
Lineage: Eukaryota; Metazoa; Chordata; Mammalia; Chiroptera; Rhinolophidae
Gene: NANP
Product: N-acetylneuraminic acid phosphatase
Exons: 2
Coding region: 8-811 (267 amino acids)
Molecular function (GO): hydrolase activity
Source: RefSeq, a predicted model, not a curated record